This is a messenger RNA of Oldenlandia corymbosa var. corymbosa, 1167 nucleotides long. The record is from the annotation of a GenBank genome assembly. NCBI's taxonomy places the organism in Eukaryota, Viridiplantae, Streptophyta, Magnoliopsida, Gentianales, Rubiaceae.
AUGAAAGUGACUUUAUUCAUGGCCAUAGCUUGGUCUUUGGCCUUUCUAAUAUGCACUUUAAUGGCGCAAAUGCUCUAUUCAGUUUACUGGAAACCCAGAGUCCUUGAGAGAUUCCUGAAACAGCAAGGAAUUAGAGGGACUUCUUACAAGCCUAUCUAUGGUGACAAGAAGGUCAUGCAGGAUAUGAACACCCAAGCUUGGUCUGUACCCAUGUCAUCCUUGAACCACAAGAUCGUUCCACGUGUCUCCCCUUUCGUUGAUCUAAUGGUGCAUAAUUAUGGAAAUGUAUGUUUGAGUUGGUUUGGGACAAUGCCGAGGUUGAUUGUAGCGAAGGCUGAACUAAUGAAGAUGAUACUGAAUGACAAAAGUGGGCAAUUUAAAAGGCCACCAAUAAGCCCACUUGUGGAUCUUUUAACAAUGGGCCUCUCAACCUUGGAGGCUGAGAAAUGGGCCACACGCCGAAGAUUACUCACUCCUGCUUUUCAUCAUGAGAAGCUACAGGGUAUGGUGCCAGAAUUUCUAGCAAGUUGUUGCAAUCUGAUUGACCGCUGGAAGAGUAUAUUGGCUGAUUCUUCAGAUGGAUGGAGUGAAAUUGAUGUUAGUCCUGAAUUGAAGACUCUUUCUGCAGAUGUAAUUUCAAGAACAGCAUUUGGAAGCAGUUAUGAAGAAGGCAAGAAAAUCUUUGAUCUUCAAGAAGAACAAACUGUGUUGGCCUUGGAAGCAUUUCAAGGCUUGUACUUCCCGGGACUUAAAUACAUACCCACAAAGAAGAAUAGAAGAAGAUACAAAGUGGACAAUGAGAUCAAAGGGAUUUUGAGGGAGAUUAUUCACAAGAAGCAAAAGGCAAUACAGAAUGGAGAAUCAUCAAGUGAUGAUGAUUUAUUAGGAUUGUUGUUGCAAUGCAAAGAACAAAAUGGCAGUGAUAUGACAAUUGAAGAUAUAAUUGAAGAAUGUAAAUUGUUCUACUUUGCUGGCCAAGAAACUACUGCUCAAUGGCUCACAUGGGCACUCAUCAUUCUGGCUAUGCAUCCAGAAUGGCAAGAAAAAGCCAGACAAGAAGUUCUCCAAAUUUGUGGAGACAAAACACCAAAUGCUGAUAUCUUGAACCAGCUCAAAAUUGUAAGUCAUUUUGGUACCAAAAAGUUCAACCUUAAUUUUUACACUUAG